Messenger RNA from Verticillium nonalfalfae, 981 nucleotides. RefSeq lists its product as uncharacterized. Bases 1 to 981 code for a protein of 326 amino acids. Gene Ontology annotation, molecular function: phosphoadenylyl-sulfate reductase (thioredoxin) activity. Gene Ontology annotation, cellular component: cytoplasm. The record is from RefSeq and is a predicted model, not a curated record. Lineage: Eukaryota; Fungi; Ascomycota; Sordariomycetes; Glomerellales; Plectosphaerellaceae. The transcript has a single exon.
AUGUCCGUCUCCAUGGCCACGCAAACGUCCGGACCCUUGAGGGUCGAGACCGUUCACGAGACCAAGCUGGAACACCAAGAGGUUGAGUCGGGAUACGCCUCAGCCACAGACUCGACCUCGACGGCCUCAUCCUCCACCAGCGCUCUGCCCCGAAUCUCCCUCACCAAGGCGCACCUCAACCACCUCAACUCCCAGAUGGAGAACAUGGAUGCCAUGGAGAUCCUUCGUUUCUCCAAGGUCAUGUUCCCCAACCUCUUUCAAUCCACAGCCUUUGGCCUGACGGGUCUCGUCACCAUUGACAUGCUGUCCAAGAUCCAGACCGAGUCGCCCAGCUCGGCCCCCGUCGACCUCAUCUUCCUCGACACCCACUACCACUUCCAGGAGACUCACGACCUCGUCUCGGCCGUCCAAACCCGCUACCCCAACGUCAAGCUUCACAUCUACAAGCCGCACAAGGCCGACACUCUCGCCGAGUUUGAGGCCACCUACGGCGACCGUAUGUAUGAGAAGGACAGUGAGCUGUAUGACUGGACGGCCAAGGUCGAGCCGUUGCAGCGCGCCUAUGAGGAACUCGGUGUCGCAGCCAUCCUCACUGGCCGUCGUCGCUCUCAAGGUGGCGCCCGUGACAAGAUGCCCAUCAUCGAGAUCGACGACGAGCGUGGCGUCAUCAAGAUCAACCCCCUCGCCAGCUGGUCCUUCGCCCAGGUCCGCGAUUACGUCAAGAACAACAAUGUGCCCUACAACGCCCUGCUCGACCGCGGCUACAAGUCCGUCGGCGACUGGCACUCCACUUCGCCCGUGGCUGACGGCGAGGACGAGCGCGCCGGACGCUGGAAGGGCCAGCAGAAGACCGAGUGCGGCAUCCACAACAAGAAGUCGCGCUAUGCGCAGUACCUCGAGGAGCUCGCGCAGAAGGAGAAGCUCGACGCCGCCGCCGCCGCGCUCGAGAAGGUCGAGGCCAGUCAGUCGGUGGCCGUCUGA